Molecule: messenger RNA, 786 nt
Organism: Rotaria sordida
Lineage: Eukaryota; Metazoa; Rotifera; Eurotatoria; Philodinida; Philodinidae
Source: the annotation of a GenBank genome assembly
AUGUUGAUACGAAACAUAUUCAUAUUUUUAAUAUUGAUUUGCUCUGCAAGUAGUUUUCCAAAAUAUAGAACUGUAGCAGAUACAAAUAUUCCAGAUCCUGAAGAAAUAGGUGGAGACUUUGAAGGUGAUAUUUUUUUAACACCUACCACGAUCUUUCGAGGCAUAGGUAAACGAGAACCAUCUGCUCGUUGGCCAAAUGGUAUUGUUCCGUAUGAAAUUUCAUCAGAUUAUGAUGGAUAUGAUCGUGCUAAGAUUAUAUCGGCAAUGCGUCGUUUGGAAAGAAUUGUUUCAUUAGAUCCAAUUUCUGCCUCAUAUUGUAUUCGAUUUCAACCUAAAACUGCUGAUGAUAAAUAUUUUAUAUCAAUUAGAAAUGGUAGUGGAUGUAGUUCAUAUGUUGGACGUGUUAACGAAGGUGGUCAAAGAGUUACAUUACAAAUGAAAUCAUAUUGUGUUGAUCGUGAAGCAACCGUCAUGCAUGAAUUUAUGCAUGCUCUUGGUUUUUGGCAUGAACAAUCACGUCCAGAUCGAGAUGAUUAUAUAACUAUUGAUUUUAAUAAUGUACAAUCAGGAAAAGAACAUAAUUUUAAUAAAUAUUCAUUUGAAGUAACUGAUACAUUAAAUCUUCCAUAUGAUUAUAAUUCGGUGAUGCAUUAUUCAAAAACUGCUUUUUCAAUGAAUGGACGACCAACUAUUAUUACAAAAGAUCCGGACGUAUGGAUAGGACAACGAAAUUCAUUAAGUGCAACCGAUAUAGAAGAAAUUCGAAAAUAUUAUGAUUGUACUUAA